This is a messenger RNA of Umbelopsis ramanniana AG, 1848 nucleotides long. RefSeq lists its product as uncharacterized. Gene Ontology annotation, biological process: sphingolipid biosynthetic process; inositol phosphoceramide metabolic process. Bases 79 to 1464 code for a protein of 461 amino acids. The transcript has 2 exons. Gene Ontology annotation, cellular component: inositol phosphoceramide synthase complex. The record is from RefSeq and is a predicted model, not a curated record. Gene Ontology annotation, molecular function: inositol phosphoceramide synthase activity. Lineage: Eukaryota; Fungi; Mucoromycota; Umbelopsidomycetes; Umbelopsidales; Umbelopsidaceae.
GGAGGUGUUUGAAAUUUUUCAUAAGACUUACAAAAGAAAAACCUUCCGUCCUUACUCUUUAAACCUUUCUUUUGUUACAUGUCGUCUGUCUAUCAUAUGCUGACAGACCGACUGAAAAGCGUAAAGUUGCCAACGCCUCUGGCUGGACUCAUGUCUCGACAGUGGUCCGCCUAUGAUUUACAAUAUCCCUUCAUGGCCAUGUUUUGGAUUAUCGAUUUCAGCUUUGUGAAAUUCCCUCCAGUUUAUGUUUGCCUCCUGUUAAUGGCAUUGCUGCUCGGCGCCACAGCAGUCCCUUACGUUCGACGAUUCGUAAUUCCAUUCCUUCCCAUCUUCACAUGGCUAAUUACCUACUACACUGCUCAGUUUAUUCCGGUGGAAAUGAGACCUCAGCACAUUUUUGUCAACGUCUUACCGACCCUGGAGCGAAUUCUGUACGGAAACAGUCUGUCUGAUUUGAUAUCUCGACAUACGCAUCCUGUACUCGAUAUAUUGGCUUGGAUUCCUUACGGUGUUAUCCACUUCUCGCUCCCAUUCGCCUUCUCCUUUGCCAUGUGGUACUUUGGUCCACCAGGCUGCUUAGACGUCUUUGCCUCCGCCUUUGCCUACAUGAAUCUAGCAGGAGUCUUGACCCAAUUUUUAUUUCCAUGCGCCGCACCAUGGUACGAAAAUAAGUACGGAAAUGCUCCUGCUGAUUAUUCGAUUCCUGGCGAGCCGGCCGGUCUGGCUAGAAUCGAUAAGAUCCUUGGACUCAAUCUUUAUGGAGCCAGUUUUGGCGCUUCGCCCAUGGUUUUCGGGGCGUUCCCCUCUUUGCAUAGUGGUUGUGCGACCACCCAAAUGUUAUUCUUAGUUUAUCUGCGUCCACGUCUUUGGCCAUUGGCCUUUGGCUACACGCUCUGGUUGUGGUGGUCUACCAUGUAUCUGACACAUCAUUACAUGAUUGAUCUGGUAGGCGGAAGCAUUUAUGCCUUUUUGGCCUUUUUCGCCGCAUAUCCCUUUCUACCCACAGUGCGCGCUGAUGCCCGAACUCGCUUUGAUUAUUUGGGCAUUACAAAAGUCACGUUUCGAAAUGCCUUUGGGUCAUUGGAGUCGGCUCGCCCUUACAUCCUUCAGGAGCGGGCUGAGCGUGAGAAGCAGAGGCGGCUGGUCAACAUGGAGGACGAUGAAGAAUAUCUGUUGGGACAUAUGGAUAAACCUGAAGAUGCUUUGCAUGCACCUGGCGAUGAUGGGGAAUAUGUGGUGAUGCAUGCUGCCGACGAGAUAGACGAUACAGUCAAGUUGCGCCUACGACGUGCCGACGACUCAAAUACCUCAUCCAACACUUCAUCCAAACCCUCAAGUAUUAUCUUCUCGCGACCUGGAUCUCCUUCUUCUCAUCGAUCCACGCCAAGAUCCCCACGGUCUCCCCUUUCACCGUCGUUUGCUUCUGCAAAGGUGGUCGAACCGGCAUCGCACGAAAUGUUUUAAAGUUACUUAUAUUAUUGGUCAUCGUUGUUCUUGACUUUUGUCUUACAAUAUCCUUUCCAUUUUUUUUUUCUUAUUUAUUCCUUUCUCUACUGUACAGUACAUUAUAUCAUCCGAUAGAUUUCUCUUCUCCUUCAAUACCUAGUGUUCUUGUUACAUUAUUUUAGGUCUUGCAUCCGUUGCUGCUGCAUUCCUUGUCACUAAUAAAUUGCCUACCAAAUCUGUAUUACACAUUAAGCCAUUACACCGCGUCUAUGUUUAAGUAGCUUGUACGCCUUGAGGAUAAUGAUCAUGACUCCGGCUACGCGGAGAAUGCCAGCAACAGCCAGUGAUUUUCGAAGCGCAGCAUAAUACAAAGGCAGAUCAGCAUCUUCGGCCCAUGAAUUA